ACAUGUUUGAGUUUGUUUCUCCACUGCAGAGCCGCAGCGCUUCUCUGUGUCUUCUCCUGCAGGCUGUGAGGUUUGAUUUCAGUUUGUUUUCAAUGAUUGCGGGUCAUUGAAUUCAGUGCCGUUUUAAAUGACGCUGUGACGGAGGGAAGGAAGAGGAAUCAGGAGUUUUUUUACGCGUGAAUUAUGAGAAAAGUGGAGCUGUGAUUUUUUCUUUUGUUUUGUUUUAUUAUUUUUUUAUUACCAAUUUGACAGCUGAUAAGUCAGGAGGAGAUGGAGAACAAGGCCAUGUAUCUGAGCACGUACGAGGAGAGAGAAAACGGCUCCAUGUAUGAAGAGGCCUACGAUGGACACAACCUGUCCAAACUCAACCUGUGUGAUGAAGGUUCUGGAAAGCGUCGCAGGAAACAGGACCAGUGCUGUGGUCACCUGAACUCACUGUCGGCCAUCAAGUACGCCAUCGUCUCCCUCUACAUCCUGGUUCUCCUCACCAUCUUUGGACUCUGCCUGACAGUCUCUCGCUCCCAGGUGUCUUCUCAGCAGCAGGACGUGCUGCUGGAGAACGUGACCCGCAUGUCGGAGCACUCGCGGCUGCUCCAGCAGACGCUGGGCGAGCCGUCCACUCAGGCCGACCUGCUGGAGAACAUCUGGAAACUGGAGAACCUCUUCCAGAACCACAGUGACUGGCUGCACAGGCUGGAGAUCCUCAUCAAGAGUGUGGAAAUCGAGCUGCGGAGCGCCCAGGCUUACUCUCUCCAGUCCGAGGGCUACCUGGUGCAGCUGGACGACAGAUUGUCCUCGCUGAGCAGCUCCGCCACCAGAAAUCUCACAGGCUUGAUCACGGAGGUGACGCGGGCGUCCGCCUGGCUCCGAGACCACGACCACCUGCUCCGCGAGAACUCGGGGAAGGUGAGCGGCCUCAGAGAGAAGCUGGACGAGGUCAACUGGACGGUGGGAGCUGUCAAUCACACGUUCAGCAACGACAUCAACGUUCACAACCUGAAGAUCCAGGACUUACAGAUCCAGAUCAGCAACAUAACGGAGGACACCAGCAAUUUAUGGGUGACCCACAUCCACACGGAGGCUCAGCUGAGGAACGAGAUGGAGAUCCUCAACACGAUCACGGAGGACCUUCGUCUGAAGGACUGGGAGCACUCCAUGACCCUGAAGAACCUCACCAUAUUCGAAGGGCCUCCAGGACCAAAAGGAGAGAAAGGUGAUACUGGACCACUUGGGCCCCCUGGGGCCCCUGGGUUUACAGGCUUGAGAGGGUUCAUGGGAGAAAAAGGCAUCCAAGGCCUUCGUGGUUCAAAAGGCUCGGUCGGGGUUGAAGGUCUUCAGGGAGAAAAGGGAGAGGUCGGACCUGCCGGGCCCAAAGGUGAAAGAGGAGACCGAGGGAUGAAGGGGGAAAAAGGGGACCGAGGCGACGGAGGCGAGAAAACAGUGGAGGAGACCGUGGUGCGCUUGGUCAACGGUUCGGGUCCUCACGAAGGACGCGUGGAGGUUUUCCACGAACGCCGCUGGGGGACGGUGUGCGACGACGUCUGGGACAAAAAGGACGGAGACGUGGUGUGUAGGAUGCUGGGAUACCGAGGAGCCACAGAGGUCCAUAAGACUGGACGCUUCGGUAAAGGUACUGGUCUGAUCUGGAUGGACGACGUGGCAUGCACAGGGACUGAGGACAACAUCCACCAGUGCAAGUUUUCCGGCUGGGGCAAAACCAACUGUGGCCACGUCGAGGACGCCGGCGUAACCUGCGCCGUCUAAGACCCGCGGUGAUCCCAGAGCGUGCUGCAGCGGCGGAACAUCUUCUCAAACAAAAAGUGCCUUAAUAUUCAAAGAUGCCACACGGUGCACGACGUCCUACUGGCUGUUCUUUCUCUUAAAAAAAACAAAAAGUGACUGUUGUAGCCACAGGAGUGAAGCGUGUGGCUGUGAUGGAGACGCACAGAGCGACAAAAUUCUGCUUUUGACACUGACUGCAUAGUAAGAGUUGCUACACAGACGGAUGACCACACAACAAGACUCUUCAUCGGGACUGAAUUACAGAGCUCAUCUGUCUUCAAUGAAGGAUCAGAGGUCAGCGUUUAUACGAGCGGGGCGAGGUUGACCUCGGAGGCUGCUCUGGGUUCAGCUGCUUGUCUCCCAGUGUGGUGUCGAACUGAUGCAACAGAGAUUCCCGAUGGAAGAGACCGCGUUGCAAAGCAAAGCAAUGGCACACAAUGAAACUGAUCAACUGUGUCACUGAUGAACUGAUUUCUUUCCAUUUACAGGCAGCUGCUCCUCUCAGUAUUAUGAAACGAAGGCUUUCGCUCAGCAACAGCGCUGCUUUCUCUUAUAUUCUCUCAGUACUACGCUGUCGUCUGUGCUUUACAGCCGUGACAAAGCCGGGGUAGAGGCAUCAUAUGUUUGUCAGUGUUGAUCAAUAAUUCCACAAACAUCGUCUCAGUAUAAUAUGAAUCAAGUGAUCUCAGCGUGAACCAAACUUCUGCGGCUCUGGUUUCAGCCUCAGGGGGGAGAACUGGCCCCCGAUGAAAGAAAUUAAAAGUCUAGUUUUUAAUAAUUAUCUUCUUCCCAGAAGGCAAAUCCUUUUCUCAAGUGGCCUUCAGAAACUAGAAAGGAUUUCAUUCUUCUUCAUUUGCACAGGAAGCUUCCACCGUGGCAGCUUUGUAUCUCCAUGUCUGUGCUUUAUCUUUUACAUAAAAACAAAGAAAGCAAACAGUCUCUGUCAAUGAGUAAGAGUCACUGCGGUUGACGGAUGAAAUGAUUGUGAGGAAGAGACAACAGAUGAGUGUAAACAGAUGGAUGAUGCGUCGACGCUUGCCUUGCACAAUUUACAACACGGAGUCUGUCAGUGUCUGCGGCCCAGGGUUGGCUUGUUUCACACACACACACACUAAACCAAGCAUAGCAUACAAGCCAUUUCUUUUAAUUUUUUCAAAUUUUUUAUUCCCCUCUCAGUAGGUUUUAAUCGUUCAAGCUGAUCUCAGAUCCCACAAAGUUGGUACCUCCCAAGUGUCCUGGCUCCCUUUCACUUCUGAGCUUUAAGAGAACUCACCAAACCGCAGUUUGGAAUUAAACGCAUGCCAUAACCCUUCUCUUCACACAGCCAUGAUUUAUAUAUACCAACACUUUUAGUGCACCUUAAAUACUGGCAAACGCACAACACUAACAGUUUCCUCCCAGUGGAGCUGCAGUGGAGUUCCCUUCGCUCUUAUAAUCUGUGGUGAAGUCUGUCUGUUUAAACCAUCCCAGUUUUGGAGAACGAGACUCUGCACAGCACAGUUAUGAAUUUAACGUUUCAUGGCAUCACAUAAGGAAAUUUUCUACCUGAGUGUUUGAUGGUUCUUCCUGUUCUAAAACCACGAGUCUGCCAGAUAAAAAAGAUGAAUUAAAGAAGGAAAAGAGAGGAAAUGAGAGUCUGUGGGGGGAAAAAAAAAAGGAAAAUUAGGUGAGGAUCCAAAAACUCAACAGACCGGUGUUUCCCAACUCACAAAGGGGAAUUGUGAGUGGGUAACAAUUUAUCUUUGAGUAUUUUCCUUCCAAAGGUUGAUUGGAUAACUCCAUCAAACUGUAAUUUGUUCAACAUCCGAUGAUGAAAUGAAGUUGUGGUGCACAAAAAAAAAUCCCCACAUGUCUUUUUAUUACUUGUUUUGUUGAUGGCAACAAGCACAGUUUUUAGGCAAAACAAUGAUGAGCAUUGGCAAAUCUUUGGUUGAGCGGGAAGGGAGAUUAUUUUCUUUUUCAAAAUUAUUCGCUCGUCUUUUAAAGGUCCAGUGUGUAAAAUUUAGGUGAGAUUAUUUCAAUUAAAGUAUUUGUAAUUCAAUUUCAAUUCAAUUUUGAUCUAACUAUCAAUUGUAAGAUUAAUUGUUAUUCAUUACUCCAUUAAAUAUCAGGUUGUUUGUCAUCAUGUUUUUACAGUAGCCCACAAUGGACAAAGUAGAUAUCCACUGAGUUUUGAUGCAAACUGAAGGCAACAUAUAUGUUUUCAAAUUCUAUUUUAAAUUCGAAAUUUGUCAUGUGACAAGUUUACAUUACAAAAUCAAUGCACAGAUGCAAUACUCAUGUCAUGCUCAUCGCAUCUAUCACACAAAACGCUCGAGGUUAGAUUUUUAAAACUUGCCAGCGGCCACACUCCAUUUGGGGAAACGUCUUAUUUUUGUGUGUGGACACUCGGAGCUAUACAACACUUUAUCUCUUGUGGAAAACGUCUGCAGAGAAGAAUCCGUAGUCUUGUGUGGUUUCACAACACACGGUACGGAGCCGGACACAACUUGGCGAGUUUCACUGUUAACUUCGGGAGCUCCAUAUGGAUGAUAUGGAUGCCGCUUCCAGCGAUACUUUUGCGUGAUGAGCUCCCGAAGUUAGCGGCGAAACGCCGGCUCCCGACACAAGACGACGGUUUCUUCCCUGCAGAUGUUUUCACAACAGAGAGCGCAACGCUUUGGUGGAUGGUAAAAAGAAAAGCCCUUUACUUCUGUUUAAAAAUACGGCGACUUGCGGCCAUCGCGUCACAAAAUGUACAAAAUGUGAUGGCCACGUUUGGUGUGAACAACUCAAUUUUACACACUGUACCUUUAAACACAGGGAGAGACUUCAUCAGCAUUGUGUGUGAACUAAUUUGUCAAUGGUUUGAAUGUAAAGGACAUUUGUUUAUAUUUGAAAAAUGAUGCACUACAGCUUUAAGACCUGUGGAGUUUCCUCUUUCUUCUGCAUUAAACAGAUUAUAACAUCCUGCCACACAGGACUAUGAAGACUGGAGUAUUCUAACAGCAUAAAUGAAAUGAGAUUAUUGUUGCACAUUAUUCUUCAGACCUGACGUUGUGUUCGUUCGCAGGAGGCUUUAAUUAAAGCAGCUUCUGCUGCUAUUGGUGAUGUUGUGAUUCCCUGACUGGUCAGAAUCUGCUCCUCUGACCUCUGAGAUCAAUGCUUCAAGCCUCGCGGGGUCAAAUAUCUCAAAUACCUUUGUAAAUACGAAUCAACCCCUUUUAAGACCACUUUUCUUUUUUUUAAACCAAGUCGACUUACAUAUAAAUGAUUUUCAAGUGAUUUGUUUGAUUUAAACUGUUCUGCAUAUACACAUAUGUUUAUUUCACUGUGUUGGACAUAACAUAUUAUUUACAAUAAGGGCUACAGAGUAUACUGAGUACGGAAGAAGUACACGCUUACAUAAAACAUGAACAUUUCUAGAAAAUACACCAACUUUUUUGUACUUUUUGUACCACUAAAAUGUUAUAUAUGCACUGCUGAAAUAAUAAAACAUAGAUUUGUUUACACGUGGGAACUUUUUUAUUAGUAUUAAUGCAAUAACAACCUCUGACCUUAAACAUAUAUCUUAUCAUGAAUUAUAAACGUAGCAUAAGUAUGUGAUUAUUACGUGAUAUUAGCUUUAGGUUUUGAGACAAUGAAUAUAACUGAAUCAUAAAAAGGUGGGAAUGGGAAACGUAUGUACAGAAAUACAAUGAAAAUAAAGUGGUUUUAAUGUUGUAGAGUUGUGUUUUAGGGUUAUAGGGUUACGUUAAAGGUUAUUGGGGUUAAGCACUUAGUUGCGGUUAUGGUAAGGGGUUAGAGGUGUUUAAGGUUAUCAUGAUGACUGGGGGGGGGAGUUCAAAGGCGCUGACUGGUCACUACUCGUGACACAAACACAUUCUUACAUGUUUUUGUUCUGAUCAAAAAUAAGGUGAAUAAGGUACUUUAGUAUUUGUGGCAUUUUAAAGUUCCCAUAAUAGUCAAUUUAAUGUUUUAUUUGGUGAUGGGAUAAAGUAGUCAAUAAAUUGAGUUGUCAAUGGCCAAUUGAA
Messenger RNA from Solea senegalensis (Senegalese sole), 5795 nucleotides. It is a transcript of the gene scara5, whose product is annotated as scavenger receptor class A, member 5 (putative). Gene Ontology annotation, molecular function: ferritin receptor activity. The transcript is spliced from 12 exons. Gene Ontology annotation, biological process: iron ion transmembrane transport. NCBI's taxonomy places the organism in Eukaryota, Metazoa, Chordata, Actinopteri, Pleuronectiformes, Soleidae. Bases 271 to 1764 code for a protein of 497 amino acids. Gene Ontology annotation, cellular component: plasma membrane. The record is from RefSeq and is a predicted model, not a curated record.